Molecule: messenger RNA, 1870 nt
Organism: Styela clava
Lineage: Eukaryota; Metazoa; Chordata; Ascidiacea; Stolidobranchia; Styelidae
Biological process (GO): proteolysis
Molecular function (GO): serine-type endopeptidase activity
Source: RefSeq, a predicted model, not a curated record
UAUACUAUCGUAAAUAUGUUCAAGAUUUUGGAUAACGGAUUUAUCGUUGGUAUUCUUGCGAUUGUGAUUGUUUCUCAAAUUCACCAGGUUCAAGGUCAAUUAUGCCACGAUAGAUAUCCACUACAAAUCUGUCAAGUAUAUCAUCAACGACGCUUAUGCAAAUAUGUUGAAAAGUCUUGUAGGGCAACAUGCAGUGGAUGCAGCGAUGUAAUACUAGAUCAAGGAGCUAUGGGAUGGAGUGAAUGGACGGCAUUUUCACUGUGUAGUGUCACCUGCGGUGGUCGUGGUGUGCAGACAAGAACUCGAAUAUGCAAUUCGUUGAACGGAUGUUCUGGAUCAAGUGUUUCUAAUAGAAGAUGUAAUACAGAGAAGAAAUGCCCUUCAGAAUGGGGUCCUUGGGGCCCUUAUGGAAGUUGCAGUAUACCAUGCGGAGGCCAAGGACUGAAAUAUAGAGUAAGAACAUGUCCGAUACCUGGCACUUGUAUUGGACUCGGUACUUCACAGAAAGCUUGCUAUGGAGGAAUAUGUCAGAGAGGACAAUGGACGGCUUGGGGACCAUUCCAACCAUGUAGCGUUAGUUGUGGCGGAGGAAAACAGAACAGAUAUCGCAGUUGCAGAGGGGCAAAAACUUGUCCUGGAUUUUUUGAAGAAGUCAGAAGUUGCGCGAUUGAUCCAUGUCAAAAGCAAGCACCAGCAACCAUGACAACAACCAGAAGCAAUGUUCGUUCUGACAGUGCUGGAUGGAGUCAAUGUACUCGAUCGUGUGGAACUGGGACUAGAUUUAAAUUUGAUAAGCCUAGUUGCACUGACGUUAACAAUCCAGAAUGCUUACGUACAUUCGAGGAAUGUAACAUUCAGAACUGCCCGACAGAAACAUGUGCAUGGAAUGGACUUGUUCCUCGGUAUAAAUCUAACGGGUGUUGCAGUCGACCAACGUCUGGUCAUUGCGGGCAAUCGUUUGUAAGUGGUCGUGUGAUCAAUGGUGAUUUCUCGAAAAAUCAACAAUGGCCUUGGAUGGUAUCACUACGUAUAAAAGGAUUGCUUUGUGGUGGAACCUUGAUUGACAAACAGUGGAUUGUCACAGCAGCCCAUUGUAUAAAAAGAGGACGAGUUACAGCAAAACUAAAUGAGAUUGAAAUUCGCCUCGGAACAAAUUUUUGGGAUCGACCAUAUGUUUCAAAACAUCAAGCUUCUAAAAUUAUCGUUCACCCACGACACGAUUACUUGCAGAAUGAUAUUGCCAUUAUAAAAUUGAAAAGUCAAGUGAAACUCAGUAGCUCAGUGCAGCCGGUAUGUUUGCCAGAUGGCGAAGAUCCUCCCGCUGACAGCCCUUGCAUUGCAAUUGGUUGGGGUAUAACUGAUCCAAAAGGUCCUCCAAAUCCAGCUAAUUCUUUGAUGGAAGUUCAGUUGAAUCAUUUGGACAUAAAUGUGUGCAGAAAAAGAUACGGACGUACCAGAGAUAUAGGAAAUUACGUUAUGAAUUCUAAUCGACUUAUAUGCGCCGGAAUGUUAACUAAACGCAACGACAUUUGUGAGGGUGACAGCGGAGGACCUUUACUUUGCCAAAGACGAAAUUCAUGCGCAUGGUACAUUGCUGGGAUUGUAUCGUUUGGACCAAAAGGAACUUGUGGCGAAAUUGGAUCCCCCGCAGUGUUUACGAAGAUUGUAUCAUUCGAAAGAUGGAUUAGCCGACAUAUAUCGUUUCCAAAAGCAGGCGGUUGUAAGAAAUAAAAAUAUUCCGAGCUUCCAGGAUACUUAUGCUUCCUGAUCUUCCAGGAUACCAGUUUUAGCAACUCUCUGAUGUUGUCCAAUAGAAUAAGUUGGGACAAUAUUUCUGAAUGUUUUCGGUCAUCAAUACCUUCCCUUUAUU